AUGUAUCAAGAUGAUUACUCAUCGAUAACGUCUGAUUUAGAUAUUCAUAGUAUUCAAGUAAUUUAUCUCAGUGUAUUCUUUGCACAUAAUAAACUUGGAGCUGCAUUUUAUGAUUCGACUUCAGCAAUUAUUUAUUUCAUUCCGGAUGUUGAAGAAACAUCACGUUUUGAUAUUACUCAACAGAUUUUAACUGAUAUUCAACCAUCAAUAGUUAUUUGUUCAGCUAAAACAAGUGAUGAAUAUUAUAAAGCUUUAAAUGAACAUCUUAACAUGCAAACAGUUGAUCCAAAUAAUAUUUCAACAAAUACGAAAUUACAACUUGUACCACAAGCUUAUUUUCAUAAAGAUACUGUUGAAAGAACAAUUCUUACACUUAAAUCACUUUAUCCAUUAACUUGUGAUACUGAUGAAAAAAAACGAGCUUAUAUUUCAGCAAAAAUGCCUUUUAAUAUACCAAAUACUUUAAGUGCUAUUGGUGGUCUUUUACCAGUUAUUGAAGAACGUUGUCCAGCUUUGUCAUAUGAAUUUGAUUUUCUUGCUGGAAAUAUUCUUGCUUUACGUCCAUAUGAUCUCAACGCUUUAAUGAUAGUUCAUCCAUUUACUUUUCGUGCUUUGGAAAUUUUUAAUCCUAGCUUUCAUCCAUCGAUAUAUAAAGCUAAUACGACAAAUAAUCUUCGAGAAGUCAAUAGUCUUUUUGCUUUUUUAAAACGAUGUGUAUCAUCGAUUGGAAAUCGUAAAUUGAGAUCAUGGUGUCUUAAACCAUGUCGAUCACCGGAAAUAUUACAACGUCGAUAUGAUGUUGUACAAUUUUUUCUUGAUCCAAAUCAAUAUGAAUUAUUAAGAACAUUACGUGAUCAUUUAAAACAAAUUGUUAAUAUCCCACCUUUACUUCGAAAAGUAUUUGAUCAAAAUACAAAAAUAUCUGUAUGGAAACAAAUUAUUGAAUCAAUGCGAGCAACACUUCGAAUUCGUAUGGCUUUAGUACCAUUUCGAAUGAAUACAAAUUUUUUUGAUGAUUUUUGUUCAAAACUUACUGAUGAUUUACCAAGAUUAAUGAAUAUUAUUGAAACAAGUGUUGAUUUACAACGAAGUGUACGCGAUAAUCGUAUUAUAUUCAUUGAUCCAACUGAUCCAGAUCUUGAACACUUACGACAAGAUCUUAUUCAAUUAAAUGAAAAACUUCAUCAACAAGCUGAAUUUGCUAAUAAUCUUUUAUUACAAUGUGGCAUUGAAUCAAGUUGUGCCUUGACUCAAGAUAAUGGAGUUUUAUUAAUUAAAGGAGAUAAAUUUCAUCAUGAUGAUCUUAUUUGGAAUGAUCGACAAGGACAAAUUUGGCGAUGUCAUACUCGUGAAAUGAAUGUAACAACAGAAGAAGCUGAAGAAAAACGAAAACAAUUAUUAGCUAAAGAAUUAUCUAUUAAACGACAUCUUUCAUUAGCCCUACGUGAUGGUGCUGAAUUGUUUGUUGAUGCAACUGAAUUUUGUUCACAACUUGAUUGUUUACUUUCAUUUGCAUUAAUUGCUUAUGAACAAAAUAAUUAUACACGACCUGAAUUAAUAGUCAAUAAUCGAAUUGAAAUUAUCGAUGGAAAACAUCCAUUAUUACCAAUUACGACAGUUGUUCCAAAUAGUUAUAUAAGUGAUGCAAAUCCUAAUCAAGCUAAUAUACAUAUUCUAACUGGCUUUAAUUGUUCUGGAAAGACUAUUUAUAUAAAACAAAUUGGACUACUCGUUUAUAUGGCUCAUAUUGGACCAUCUUUAAUAUGUGUUUCAUUGAUGAUUAAAGGUUGUUUUGUACCAGCUAAUAAAAUGCGACUUGGUUUAAUGGAUAAAUUAUUUGUUAAAAUUCAUACUGAUACUCAUCUGACAAUGGGAGUAUCAAAUUUUUUGCGUGAUUUAUUUGAAACAUCAUUUGCUGUUGCCGGUGCUACUGGUCGAUCAUUAGUAUUGAUUGAUGAAUUUGGUAUUGGUACAAAUGAGAUUGAUGGUACAGCAUUAUUAGCUUCACUUAUAACACUAUGGUCUAAAUCAGAACAAGCAUGUCCACAUGUCAUAAUUUCUACUCAUUUUCAUGAUCUUAUUCAACAACGUCUUGUAUCAGCAAGUUCAAAAAUUCGUUGUAAAACUAUGGAAACAAUGUAUGACGAUGAUGGAAAACUUGUAUAUUUAUAUCGUGUUAUUGAUGGUUUAUGUACUCGUAGUCAAGCAUUUAGUGCUGCAUUAACUGUAGGCCUACCUGAUAGUGUUGUUCGACGUGCAAAUGAGUUACUUGAUAAAAUCGAAAAUAAUCAAGGACUUCAUUCGAUUCGAAAUUUUACUGAUAUGGAAGAGUAA
This is a messenger RNA of Rotaria sp. Silwood2, 2334 nucleotides long. The record is from the annotation of a GenBank genome assembly. NCBI's taxonomy places the organism in Eukaryota, Metazoa, Rotifera, Eurotatoria, Philodinida, Philodinidae.